CCUAACAAAUCAUUCCAAAAUUUAGUGAUUAAAGUUGUCAACAACUUUGGAGAGCUGAAUACUCCUUUUGGCUGUGAUACCUUCUCAGACUGUUUGGUUUUUGUUUUGUUUUCUUGCAGUGCUGGUGAUUGAACCCAGGGACUCACACAUGCUAGGCCAGAUUUUUUGUUUGUGAUGACCUCGACAGUUAUGAGGAAGACUCAUCAGGUCAUGCAACAGAAGCCAUUGUAGAAGUAGAGAGCAGCCCUCACCAGACACUGAAAUGUCUAGUGCUUUGAUCUGGAACUUCCUGACCUCCAGAACUUGGAAUGAAACAGUGGAGCUUUUUCGUGCCAGGAUGCCAUUACGGAAACAUCGUUGUCGUUUUAAGAGUUAUGAACAUUGCUUCACAGCCACAGAAGCUGUGGAUUGGCUGCAUGAGUUGCUUAGGUGCAGUCAAAACUUUGGUCCUGAAGUGACUCGCAAACAAACAGUCCAGCUGCUAAAAAAGUUCCUGAAGAAUCACGUUAUUGAAGACAUUAAGGGAAAAUGGGGUCAGGAAGAUUUUGAAGACAAUCGUCACUUAUACAGAUUUCCUCCUUCUUCACCCCUGAAGCCAUAUCCAAAGAAGCCCCUAUACCAAAAGAAUAUUAUUAAAUUUCCAGAAUGGAAUGAUCCCCCACCGGGCACCUCGCAGGAGAACAUCCCAGUGAGGCCAGUUGUGCUGAAUUCUGAGAUGUGGUUCAAGCGUCAUAGUAUUGCUAUUGGAGAGGUGCCUGCUUGCCGUCUUGUCCACCGCAGACAGCUGACAGAAGCCAAUGUAGAAGAGAUAUGGAAGUCUAUGACAUUAUCAUAUUUACAGAAAAUCCUUGGCUUAGACUCCUUAGAAGAAGUUUUAGAUGUCAAAUUUGUCAACUCCAAGUUCAUCGUCCAUAAUGUAUAUAGUGUUAGCAAGCAGGGAGUGGUUAUCCUUGAUGACAAGUCAAAAGAACUUCCUCAUUGGGUACUGUCAGCUAUGAAGUGUUUGGCAAAUUGGCCCAACUGUUCAGAUUUGAAGCAGCCUAUGUACUUGGGAUUUGAAAAAGAUGUAUUUAAAACUAUAGCAGAUUAUUAUGGUCACUUGAAAGAGCCACUGCUUACAUUUCAUCUUUUUGAUGCUUUUGUGAGUGUAUUAGGUUUGUUACAGAAAGAGAAAAUGGCAAUUGAAGCCUUUCAGAUUUGUUGCCUCCUCCUGCCUCCUGAAAACAGGAGAAAGCUGCAGCUGUUAAUGAGGAUGAUGGCGAGGAUCUGCUUAAACAAAGAGAUGCCGCCGCUGUGUGAAGGCCUUGGGACCCGGACACUGAUGGUUCAGACAUUUUCCUGCUGCAUCUUGUGUUCCAAGGAUGAAGUAGACUUGGAUGAGUUAUUGGCUGCUAGGUUGGUGACGUUUCUGAUGGACAAUUACCAAGAGAUUCUCAAAGUCCCUUUGGCCUUGCAGACUUCUAUAGAGGAGCGUGUGGCUCAUCUACGAAGAGUCCAGAUAAAAUACCCAGGUGCUGAUAUGGAUAUUACUUUACCUGCUCCUGCAUUUUGUCGUCAAAUUAGUCCUGAGGAAUUUGAAUACCAAAGAGCUUAUGGCUCUCAGGAGCCCCUGGCAGCUUUACUGGAGGAAGUCAUAAGUGAUGCCAAACUCUCCAGCAAAGAGAAGAAGAAGAAACUGAAGCAGUUUCAGAAAUCCUAUCCUGAAGUCUAUCAAGAACGAUUUCCUACGCCAGAAAGCGAAGCGAUUCUCUUUCCUGAAAAACACAAACCGAAACCACAGCUGCUCAUGUGGGCACUGAGAAAGCCUUUCCAGCCAUUUCAAAGAACGAGAAGUUUUCGAAUGUGAUGCUUCUGCAGGGACACUGCUUAGAGACUCUGUGGCGGUGGCUGUUUUGAAUACGAGCAGAAGAAAGAAAAGCACGACAUACAGACUACUGAAGUGUACAUACAGAUUGUCUGACUUUUAAAAUGUUGAGCCAUUGUCAGUAUUUUUAUAAAAUUCAUGCUAUUUUUAAAGUUGUACAAAUCAAUAAAAGAUUAUGAAUCGAAUAUACAGGCUUGAAGUUGUUACAAAAUCUAAGGUAAAAUAUUUUUAUCUUUUGGGCUGGGAUUGUGGCUCAGUGGUGGAGUGCUCGCCUCGCAUGGGUGGGCCCUGGGUUUGAUCCUCAGCACCACAUAAAAAUAAUGGAAUUGUGUUGUGUCCAUCUACACCUAAAAAAUAAAUAUUUUUUAAAAAAUAUUUUUAUCUUUUUAUUGUUAUCAUGAUGUUUGUAAAAUACUUGUGUGUGUGUGUACAUGCUAGUUACUGAUAUCUUUGUGAUAACCAAGUCUUAAGAAAGGUGUAUAUACUUGAACAAGAGACCCUGGAUACUGUUAUUGUGGUGCUGUUGACCCACUGGGAUUUCUCCUGUGUAAAUCCCACUUUUCAUUGUUGCAAAGAAAAAUUCUUAAUGUCCUAUAUUUUGAUAGCUGUGUCUUUUAUUGCAGGUUUGUUGGAUGCUCUGACAGAUUUUACAAAAAUUGGGUCUUUUAUAACAUAUGUAAUUAGGGGGCUUUAUAUAAAAGUGGAGGAGGUUUUCAUUUGCCAGCAAUGAUAUAAUUUCAAAAUUAUCUAGAGUCGUAAGAUUGAAUUAGACAAAUUCUUUGGGCAUCCUUAGACCUAUAAUUCUAAAUUAAGCCUUUGUUAUACAAUUUUUUUCACAAAUGUUUUUGUGAAAAACAUAAAUGGAUUAAGCAAAAUUAGACUACUUCCUUUAUAAAUAUAUUUUUCUCAGUUUCUUUGUCCUUUGGAAUGUAAAUAAAUGCUGUUUUUUUAAAUACCA
This is a messenger RNA of Marmota monax (woodchuck), 2822 nucleotides long. It is a transcript of the gene Depdc1b, whose product is annotated as DEP domain containing 1B. The record is from RefSeq and is a predicted model, not a curated record. NCBI's taxonomy places the organism in Eukaryota, Metazoa, Chordata, Mammalia, Rodentia, Sciuridae. Gene Ontology annotation, biological process: intracellular signal transduction; positive regulation of Wnt signaling pathway. The coding region runs from base 263 to 1846 and encodes 527 amino acids. The transcript has 12 exons.